AGGGCAGCAAGAACCAGGCCGUCGUCGCCACGGACGUGGCCGCUGUGGCCGUGACUCUGACCUUGAGGCGCGUUUCCUUGAGGACGUGACAAUCGAAGAUGGUACCGUCGUGUCGGCCGCCCAGCCGUUGCGUAAGAUGUGGAAGCUGGUUAACGACGGCGAGCGAUCCUGGCCGGAUGGCUGCUACAUGAUCACCCAGCCAGGUAACCCCAUGUUCCCGGACGACAGAAAGUCGAGUCGUAUCGAUCUUCCUGCCUUGGCUCCUGGUGAGGAGUUUAUCGCUGGAGUGGACCUGGUUGCCCCCACGGAGCCUGGACGCUACGCGAGUUUUUGGCGUGUGUGUGACCCCGCAGACGUGAGCUUCGGCCACCGUUUCUGGAUUGACAUUGUGGUUGCUGGAGGUGCCACAUCUGAGCCGACUCCCUCCGAUGCUUCGACGGCCGAUAGCGCUGAAGACGAGAUGAAGGACUCAGCUGAGGUUAUCCCGUUGAUUGAUACUUCGUCAGAUGAUGAUGUUGAGAUUAUUGAGGUAACUGAAGCAAAGGACGCUGAAGCAGAUGAUGUGGAGAGCGUUGAGUACAGUGGGGUUGUCGACAAGAACGAUGUUUUCGAGGAGGGGCUGCUGCUGCUGCAAGCGAUGGGUUUCGAGGAUAAGGACAAGAAUCUUCGUGCAUUGGAGCUGUCAGAUGGGAACGUCGGUGGCGCCGUCAACGUACUGCUGUCGGAGUAAGACGGUUGUACGUGGUUUCGAACCGACCCAUGCGUAUUGUGUAUGCAGUGUUGCUAGGAAGCAAUACUAGCCGAUUGAGCAGAUGCUAUUCAUUCGAGAAAAUUUCAACAAACUUCCACGUGUCUAGCUCUUCUGUGGUAACAAGACCUGAGCGAACAUGAAGCGCGCAAUGAGGAGAAACUGAACCAGCGAACUUCUGUGUUCGUGUGCAUGUCAUAGGGACGGGAAAAUAAACAGAAAACACGUUCAUUCCCAGGAAAACUAUAGUUUGCCUUCUUUAUGCCUUCCA
Molecule: messenger RNA, 1019 nt
Organism: Phytophthora nicotianae INRA-310
Lineage: Eukaryota; Oomycota; Peronosporomycetes; Peronosporales; Peronosporaceae
Exons: 1
Molecular function (GO): protein binding
Source: RefSeq, a predicted model, not a curated record